Molecule: messenger RNA, 1140 nt
Organism: Phaeodactylum tricornutum CCAP 1055/1
Lineage: Eukaryota; Bacillariophyta; Bacillariophyceae; Surirellales; Neidiaceae
Exons: 2
Coding region: 123-1010 (295 amino acids)
Source: RefSeq, a predicted model, not a curated record
GAAGACAACCAUAGUGAAUCACACCCAUCGACAUCGUCCAAGCCUAAAUACAAGCACGCGAGUACAGAGAAUCGAACAUAAGCAUCAAGUCUCUUUCCGAAGCAUAAAUUAACCCCACUAAAAUGAAGGACGAAAUGGGGAAAAGCAGUGAGAAGAUGCCAGUCAUUGUCAAGCGGCCCACUAAGAAGAAGCCCAAAGACAAGCCGAAGAGGCCUUUGAGUGCUUAUAAUUUCUUCUUCAAGGAAGAGCGCGAAAAGAUUCUUCGUGUAGUCCUCGCCGAAGAUCCGUCCGAGGUAGAGAACGAUCCCGAAUCCGAGGAUCAUAUCGACGACGAGAUGCUUGGAAGACUCCGGAAGGAAGGAGGAAAGGUCAGCUUCGAGGAAAUGGGUAAACUCAUCGGACAGAGGUGGAAGAAAAUCGACCCCGAUCGUCUCACGAGGUAUUCAGAGCUUGCUGCUGAGGACACCGAGCGCUACAAGAAGGAAAUGCAGACCUACAACGGCCGUCAAGAGGCUAAAAUGCGUAGCGAAGCGCUGAAGCCACCAGCAUCGUUUCCAGGAAUGGCAAUGGGUAUGGACAAGGGUGGAUCAGCAGCCAAUAAUCUUGGAGCUUAUUCAGAUGCUAUGAGUGGAAUGAGUUCUGCGUUCGCAAAUGCCGGAGGUAUGCAAGGAUACCCUUAUGGUGCUAUGGAUUUUGGAGCCGGUUAUGGUGGAAUGGGCAUGGCCGGUAUGUACAACCCGUACGGUGGCUAUCCAGGAAUGCAAGGGGGCGGUAUGGGCGGAGGGAAUCCAGAUCCCAUGGCGCAUCUUCAAGGUGGUGGUAAUGCAAGCAUGUAUGGUAUGAUGGGCGGCGGUGGAUUUCAAGGUAGCAUGAUGGGAUACGGAGGUGGUCAAGUAGGAGCCGGAGCCCCUGGUUCUGAUCCACAAGGAGGAUAUCCUCCUCAAAUGGACCCAUCGCAAGCGAAUAUGUACGGCUAUGGAGCAGGUCAGGGUUGGGGAGGGCAGCAAUAAAAAUAUAUUGUCUUGGAAUUUGGCAAGUAGCAGCUCCGGUUGACCGGGCGGUAUCGUGUAUAUCUUGUGGUGCCACCCUUCUUUUUCAAUUUCUGUCUCGUCAUAAUCACUGAAAUCUUCCUUGGCAUCU